Molecule: messenger RNA, 1062 nt
Organism: Racocetra persica
Lineage: Eukaryota; Fungi; Glomeromycota; Glomeromycetes; Diversisporales; Gigasporaceae
Source: the annotation of a GenBank genome assembly
AUGCCUAACCCUGUGGCUCUAGUAGCCAUGGCUCAUACUGUGGCAUUGCCAGGACUACGAAUUCAAAAACUCGAAGAAUAUUUUUCUUUUAGCAGUAUACAAGAAGUCACUCUUACAUUUCAUAAGCCACGUUUCUCUCAAAAAACUCGAAGAUUAAUCGCAAAACCUGGUAAAAAAAUAAUUGAUCCAAAACCAGUAGCCUACGAUGAAGAUAAUUUGGAUCUAGAAAAUACUGACCUAUUUCCUAUCAUCGAAACUCAAUCUGUAUCACAACCAAUUGUCUCCAAUCUACCUCCCGGAAUAUCACAAACAUUUUAUGACUUAUAUACUCAUAUUAACGAACGUACUCAACUCACAACUCCAUCUCACGAAAUGCCACGCCACACCCGUCUCAACAGUUUAAUAUAUCACACAACAACUCGUGCAGAGGCUGAUUUACUCUGUGAAAUUGUUGCUCAAUGGCGCCGAAAGUUAUUACCAAUAACUUUAGUAACCUCAAGAUUGUUAAUAAGAAAAUUAUGUGAAAUCGAUGCUCAUCAUUUAGCAUUUGAUAUGCUGGCCGAUAGGUCAAAAUAUGCUUUAAAACCAAAUGUUGAGAUGUUUAGAUGGAUUAUGUUGGCUUAUGUGAAUGAGGUGGUCAAACUUGUUGAAAAUACCACACAAAUUAUUAAAAGUGAUGAUAAAAGCGAAGAUAAAAGUGAUGCAAAAUUGAUAUUAGAUGACUUAUUUAGAACUUUUGGUUUAAUGCCGUAUUAUGAUGUGCCACAAUUCGACGUGCACCUUUAUACGAUCAUGUUAUCAGCAUCUAUAAAAUUGGAGUCAUGGCAAUUAGUUGACGAAGUCGCUAGAGAACUUAUAGACCAUCUGGACGAAUCUCACAACCAAGAACAAGAUAUAUUUAAAGAAUAUAGCGAUGAAGUGAGGAUGUCAUGGUUAACAUCAUGUUUAGAAGUAUUCAUGUUAUUGGAAAAGUGGUAUGGUGAAAAUAAGAAUUUGAUAUAUGCAGAAAAGUUUAAGAAUUUACAGGAACAUUGGAAAAAAGAAAUAAAGAUACAAAUUUAA